Molecule: messenger RNA, 696 nt
Organism: Cydia strobilella
Lineage: Eukaryota; Metazoa; Arthropoda; Insecta; Lepidoptera; Tortricidae
Exons: 1
Coding region: 1-696 (231 amino acids)
Source: RefSeq, a predicted model, not a curated record
AUGACUCUACCCAAGCCUAUAAAAACACACAUAGACCGGACAGAGAGCAUAAAGUGGAAAGAGUUGCACACCUCCAAGGGAUCACAAUUCCUCGUAUGGGCGGCCACCUAUGUGGUAGAAGAUGUAGAGGCAAACAAGCCAGGCAACCAAAUGUGGGACGAUUUCCAACAACUCUGCCUUAAGAAAGCAAAAGCAACCUUGGGAGUAUCGCGCGGAGGACUGCGCCUGAAUAAGGAGACAUCCUGGUGGAACGAGUGUGAGAGAUCUAAAAAGGCAAAGAGAGAAGCGUUCAAAUUGUGGCAAAAAUCAGACCUUGAAGAAGACCGUCUAGAGUAUAAAAGCCACAAGAAGAUAGCAAAAUCUGCCGUAGCACAAUCCAUAGCGAAAUCUAGAGAAGACUUCUAUGACAAACUAGAAAAGGCGGAUACUGAGAAUACCAUCUACAAAAUUGCUCGACAACGCUACAGAUCCACCCUCGAUAUUAAAACUAACAAAUACAUCAAGGAUACCCAAGGCAAACUGCUAACAGCAAAUAAAGAUAUCAACGGCCGUUGGAAGGAAUAUUACGAACAACUAAUGAACGAGGAAUUCCCCAGUGCACUUAUGCCAUAUGCGCCUGCCACCCAGGGACCUAUAAGCUACAUAGCAGUUGAGGAAGUAAAGAAGGCAUUAACAAAAAUGCAGUACCCUGGCUGA